Iphiclides podalirius (scarce swallowtail) is the source of this 1473-nucleotide messenger RNA. Lineage: Eukaryota; Metazoa; Arthropoda; Insecta; Lepidoptera; Papilionidae. The record is from the annotation of a GenBank genome assembly.
AUGGUGAUCAAAUUAACCUCACAAAUCACACGGCCGGCCGUCCAGAAGGAAGAUGCUUUCGCGAGCAUCCUGGGCCACAUAGGAGCGUGGCAGAUACUGGUCUGCUCGACGGUUUCCCUGGUGAAACUCUCCUCCGGCUGGGUGCAGAUGGCGGUGCUGUUCCUGACGCCGAAGCUGACCUUCCGGUGCGGCGAGUUCUCCAACUCCUCGGCGAUCGGCGAAAACUCCACUUGCUACAGCGGCUGCUUGAGAUACGAGUAUGACACGAGCCCAUUCGAGAACACGAUAGUCUCGGAGUGGGAUCUGGUUUGCGGCAGAAGUUGGCUCGCGAGUUUCACGCAGAUGAUGCUGCAGCUGGGAGUGUUGCUAGGCAGCAUAUUGUUUGGAUUCCUCUCAGAUAGAUAUGGCCGCAAGAACACCUUCCUCACGUCUAUAUCGUCUCUCAUCGUGCUGGGAUUCGCCAUCCCUUUUUCUCCAGACUACGUCACUUUCACGGUGCUCCGUUUCUUUCUGGGAAUGGCGACAGCGGGGACUAUGGUCGUCUCUUUCGUUCUCGUCAUGGAGACAGCCGGGCCCAAUUACAGGGAGAUACUGGGCUGCCUAUUCCAAAUACCCUUCAUCGUGGGCCACAUGACGGUCCCGCUGUUCGCCUACUUCUUCAGGAGUUGGGACACUUACAGCCUGGCGCUGGCCGUGCCGUCGCUGAUAUACCUGGGCUACUUCUUCCUGCUGAGCGAGUCGCCUAGGUGGCUGGUGAGCGUCGGCCGAGUGGAGGAGGCCACGAAGAUCGUGAAGAGAGCUUGCGAAAUGAACAAGCGACCGACGACGAAGGUGGAAGAGAGUUUGACCAAAAUGGCCCAGAGUAUGCAGACAAGCGUUGACGGCCCCAAGCUAAACUAUACGGCGCUGUUCCACAAGUCGUUACGGUUGAAGACCUUGUGCUGCUGCGCCAUGUGGAUGAUCAGCGGUUUGACCUUCUUCGGGUUCAACCAAUACAUCAGCCAGACUAGUCCAGAUCCGUUUGUAAGCGUCGCAGCAGCGGGCGCGAUCCAGAUCCCGUCGAAUCUCCUGUCGAUAUGGCUGAUAAAGAACUUCGGGAGGAAGAUCACCACCGCGUUGUUCUUCGCGCUGGGCGGCAUUUGCGUCGUGGCGUUGGGCGUGGUCCCCGACAAGUUCUGGCUCACCCUGACCCUGGGCACUCUGGGGGUCAGCUGCGCGGCGAUCGUCGCCGCGGCCAUAUACAUCUUCACGUCCGAGCUGUUCCCGACCGUGGUGAGGAACAUGGCCAUGGGCUCCAGCUCGAUGUCCAUGAGGGUAGGGUCCAUGGUGGCCCCCUUCAUAUCCAACCUGUCGCUGACCGUGCCCUGGCUGCCGACCCUGAUAUUCGGCUUUGCGCCGAUCGCCGCCGGCCUCGUAUGCCUGUUGCUCCCCGAGACCAAAGGCACAACUUUACCAGACAGCAUAGAGGACGAU